Molecule: messenger RNA, 459 nt
Organism: Penicillium taxi
Lineage: Eukaryota; Fungi; Ascomycota; Eurotiomycetes; Eurotiales; Aspergillaceae
Product: EMC6 family protein
Exons: 2
Coding region: 1-459 (152 amino acids)
Biological process (GO): autophagosome assembly; protein folding in endoplasmic reticulum
Cellular component (GO): EMC complex; membrane; endoplasmic reticulum
Source: RefSeq, a predicted model, not a curated record
AUGGCACCAACCAAGCAAGAGCUCUCCCUGCUCAUCAAUCCUCUCGUCCCAGAGGCAGUCCAGCACAACUACCGAGUCCUCUCAUCCCUCCACUCCCUAACAGCCUUCCUCCUCGGUCUAUCAGCCGGAAUCCUAGCCCUGCAAUCGAUAACCGGAUUUGCAUUCUACUUCACGGGCACCGUGCUCGUAUCCGGUCUAUUUCACCUUCUCAUAAUCCGGCGCUCAGGUGGCGCUGGAGCCGGCGUAUUUUUCCCAGGCAGCAAUGGAGAAAUCGAGGGGAGAUUAGAAUUGGUCAAGUCUGGUGCGGUCCUUAUGGACUUGGGCGAAAAGAAGGCGGGGAAAAGAUAUGUCUUGCGGGCUGGUGCUUGGAAGGAUGUUUGGUUUGGGGGUGGUGUCGUUAGUGAGGCGCUCAGCGGGUUUGUGCUCGGUUGGGCUGGUGUUGGUGGUGUUUUGAGGUGA